AUGGUAGAUGAAUGGAGACUUCUGUCAGUUACACUAUGUUUCACAUGGAUUUCAAUACCCCAUUGUUGUGCCGGUGUGGAAGCUACCACGAGUUGUACCUUGAGCUAGUAAUCUAUGCCUUGAGCAAAGAUGAAGUCCAGACCCUCAGGGACGAGGUGCAGGACCUUCGGCAAAAGCUCAAAAUUAUACAGUUUGCAGAAGCUGGGAGGGAAGGAGCUGUGUCAUUGCAGGUAAUGGUCGCAAGGGAUGUUACUGAGGAGCGGGAUGCGAAUGAGAUGGUUGGACAUUGGGAUUCUAACAGAGAGGCAUUGGUAGAGAAGACGUCACUCUCUGACGUUGCUGGGGAUAUAUACCUGAUGGGUGGCUUCCAUGACCAUAACUGGCUGGCUUCUGUCGAAGUGUUCAAUCCACUUUUGCGGAAAUGGAGGAACGUUGCGCCGAUGGGUGAUCCUCGAUCAUAUGCAGCAGCAAGUGUGCUGGACAGGAAAAUCUUUGUUUUCGGGGGAGGCAGUGCAAAAGACCUCUGGUAUGACACAGUGGAGAUGUAUAAUCCUCACAAUGACAAGUGGAUUCCCGUCUGUGCUCUCAACCAGAAGCGGGGCAGCCUUGGCGGAGCAGUUUUGUCAGGGAAAAUAUACGCUGUUGGAGGUGGUUGUGGCGAAGUGACCAGUGAUGUGGACCCUUUUGCAGUUUGUGAAAUUCUGGACCCUCAUGUCGGACGGUGGGUGUUUGGAAACCCAAUGCAAGAAAAGGGAUGUCGGUACUUCACCAAGAUAAAUUUGAAGUUUGGAUACCAUCAAAUUGCCGUUAGGCCUGAGGAUCGGCACAAAACCGCUUUUCAGACCAGGUAUGGUCUGUACGAGUUUGUGGUGAUGCCGUUUGGACCAUGCAAUGCACCUGGUACAUUCCAGCACGCGAUGAACAAGAUUUUUCAUGACUACUUAGACAAGUUUAUCGUUGUGUACCUCGACGAUAUUCUCAUCUUUAGUAGGACUGUAGAGGAGCACGCUGAGCACUUGAAAACAGUGCUAGGUCUCCUAAGACAGCACCAGUACAAGGUUAACUUGGAAAUAUGCGAGUUUGGUCGCACCAAGAUCUUGUACUUAGAUCAUGAAAUAUCAGCAGAUGGACUGAGGCCGGAUGAUGCCAAGGUGGCCAGCAUACGUGAUUGGCCCAGACCUCAGACAGUCACUGAGGUCAGAUCGUUUUUGGGGAUGACGGGCUACUAUCGUCCGUUUGUGAAGAACUAUAAUACUAUAGCUUCCCCAUUAACGGAUCUAACUCGACUUGACACCCCUUGGGAGUGGACUGAAGAGUGUGAGGCAAGCUUCAAGAAAUUGAAGUAUGCUCUAACACGCUAUGAAGUUCUCAAACUUCCUGAUCCUGACAAACCGUUUGUUGUGACCACAAAUGCCAGCCAAUAUGGCAUAGGCGCGGCGAUGUUAUAUGUGUUGAGGGCUGAACAGGAAGCAGUGGUAAAAGAAUGGGAGGCAAAAGAGGACCCCUUAAAACGCCAGACGCUUGAAGAAGAAAAGAAGCUAGAAUGGAAGUUGCGUCUGACUAGGGAGAAAAAGAAGAGAAUGGAGGAGACGAGUAAGGCUGCGAAGGAGUUGGAGGUGGUGAAGCAGCAAAGGGCGCAGAUGGAGGUGCAACCGGAUUGGCAAGGAAAGAUGGAGGAAGCCACAUGUAACUAUUGCGCAGAAAAGGGCCAUAUUAUGCGGUUUUGCCAACUCCUUUCAAAAGAUGAGAAGGAGGGAAUAAUCUUCACCACGAUACGCGGUGAAGUCUUUGAUUACGAAGGGAACCUGAUCGACCCCAACAUUGAAGGGGGUAUGAGGAAGGAGGCGUUUUGCGGAAUGGGUCGUCCGCUGCCGGCGACGUUCCGGAUUGCUUCUCCCGAAGAAGCGCGGUUGGUCGGGGUUGAGGAGGCCAUGGCGUCAUUACAUAUUGACGACUCGUCGGCGGAACCAGGAGGGUUUAGGGAACGAGUGGUGGAACGAGCGCAAACCAUCACGAGGCGGCUUGCCCGAUGCCGGGACUCUAUCAUCCGACUUUGUGUGGACAUGGAGGAGGUCUGGCCUGGAUUGCCGAAUGUCUUUCUCUUUGGCGAAUGGGGUGAUAAAAGGGAAGAUGCGUCUGGGCAAGCAGGGACGUCUUCUCCAAGAGAAACAUCGCGAACUGGGCCAAUGGUAAGCACGAUGCGACCUAGGCCUGUGCUAAAGAGAAGUGCUCCGACUGUAGCCAUGCAGAUUCGGAUGCGGCGACGAAACGAGCAGCUUCAGAAGGAAAGAGAGCCUGAAAAGGCGGUGGAAGAAGAACCCAUCCCCGUUAGUGAGAACGAUGAGGAUAACGAGGAUGAGAAGUUGCGGGCCGAAGAGGAAGAACGGGCUCGUCGACGUGCGCUGGAAAGGGAGCCGCAGAAAGGGAAGGCCGAACGCGACUUAGUCACGCUGAAGGAAAUUUUGGCGGUAUCGUCGAAGAUCCGAGAAGAGUUUAAACAACGGAUGACUCGCAAGAGAGUCAUGACUGUUAAGCUCGGCGAAGGUAUUCCGCCUGAGGCUAAUUGGUCCCCGCCUGGGACGAAGAUGGAUUGGCGAAGUGUGUCAACCGGCCAUAUGAAGGUCCAGAUCGGAUUGCAAGAGUACUCGACACUUGUGGAUGAUGGAGCCGAGAUGAAUAUCAUUCAUGAGCGCCAUGCCAUUGAAGCUGGGUUGAAGAUCAACCGAGAUGACUAUGGGUUUGCCGCCAGAGUGGAGCACUGGCGAAAGCUUGUACGCAAAGGCCAGAAGUGGGAAUGGGUUCCGAGGCAGCAAGCAGCCGUAGAGGACAUAAAGACUGAGUUUCGUGAGGGCGGAUUGAUCCUUAGAGUUCCUUUCUUCGUCGAUGACGAAAAGCGUCCUCUUGUUAUUGAGACUGAUGCGGGGCCUACAGCCCUAGGAGGAGGGGUCUUAAUUCAAAAGGAUGCUGAGGGGCAAGAAAUACCUCUCAGAUUUGAGAGUAGGACUUUGAAUGUUGCUGAGAGGAACUAUUCCCAGUUCAAGAAGGAAACUUUGGUCGGGCUUUACUGUUUUCGUAUUUUUCGGAAUUAUGUGUUUGGUAGACGCUUCAUCCUGUGGGUGGAUCCGACCGCAUUGGCUCAAUCUUUAAGGAAUUAUUCACCUGUUGAUCCCACCAUUGCACGAUGGUUGACUUAUAUUUGGGUGUUUGACUUCAAGAUUGAGCGGAUUUCGGGGAGUCAGAAUCGUGCUGAUGGGCUGAGUCGGGUUGAAUGGGAUCCAGAGGCGGAUCAGGCAGAAGAAUCAGUUUCGGUUGAUGCCUUUCUGAAGGAGGAGGAGUCACGAUUGAGUAUUAACGCUCUUGCCUACUUGACUGAUGCAGCCACUCGGCAUAGGAAAUCGAUAUGGAAUGCUCUAGCCUUUCACGAGGUACGUCCAGAACUCGUGGUGGAGGAACCUUUCAUCGAAGAGGAUCGAUGGGGCGAGCAGACCGCAGAGGAAAUGAUGAGGCUGGCUUUGAUCGAUGACAUCGACCUUAUGCUUGAUCCGCUAACGAUUGAACAGGGCCAUACGCAGGCUGAUGACGCUUUCUAGACCGUUGGAAGGAUGCCAUAUAUCAUGAACUUGUUGGUUCAUGAGGAUCGCUUGAGGUUAAUGAAUGCGGAGGAAGGAG
Messenger RNA from Chara braunii, 3669 nucleotides. The record is from the annotation of a GenBank genome assembly. NCBI's taxonomy places the organism in Eukaryota, Viridiplantae, Streptophyta, Charophyceae, Charales, Characeae.